Molecule: messenger RNA, 607 nt
Organism: Aspergillus aculeatinus CBS 121060
Lineage: Eukaryota; Fungi; Ascomycota; Eurotiomycetes; Eurotiales; Aspergillaceae
Product: Rer1 family protein
Exons: 4
Coding region: 1-570 (189 amino acids)
Biological process (GO): protein retention in ER lumen; retrograde vesicle-mediated transport, Golgi to endoplasmic reticulum
Cellular component (GO): Golgi membrane
Source: RefSeq, a predicted model, not a curated record
AUGGACGUGCCCGAACCCGAGCAGACUCCAUUCACUGCCGUCACGGCACAGACUUCCAAACUCGCACGGCAAUAUCAAACCUACCUCGAUGCCUCGACACCUUUCACAGCCUACCGCUGGACUGGCACCGUCGUUCUGCUCCUGAUCUUCUUUUUGCGAAUUGUCCUCGCUCAGGGAUGGUACAUCGUCGCCUACACCCUCGGAAUCUACCUCCUGAACCUCUUCCUUCUCUUCCUGCAACCCAAGUUCGACCCCUCCCUGACCCAGGACGAAGGCCUGGAGGACGGUGAUGCCGGCGCGCCCAGCCUCCCCACCAAGCAGGACGACGAGUUCCGGCCCUUCAUCCGCCGGCUCCCCGAGUUCAAGUUCUGGCACUCGGCGACCCGCGCCAUCGCCAUCGGGUUCGUCUGCUCGUGGUUCUCGGUCUUCGAUAUCCCGGUCUUCUGGCCUGUCCUGGUCGUGUACUGGAUCAUGUUGUUCAUCUUGACGAUGCGCCGCCAAAUCCAACACAUGAUCAAGUACCGUUACGUGCCCUUCUCCUUUGGAAAGACCCGAUACGGCCGCUCGUGAUUUUUUUCUUGUCAAUCCAUUUCAAGAAAGUCAAAUC